Messenger RNA from Symbiodinium pilosum, 404 nucleotides. The record is from the annotation of a GenBank genome assembly. NCBI's taxonomy places the organism in Eukaryota, Dinophyceae, Suessiales, Symbiodiniaceae.
AUGCAGGACUACAAGCUGGACCCCACUGGACCAGCACCAGAAUGCUUCAUCAACCAAUUUACGUCGGGUCUGGCGAGCAUCAACGUGAUUCUGCUGUCGCGUUACAGUGGCGGUACUCUUAAGGCGGCUCUGGAGCGCGUGGCUGCGGUGGUCUUCUCUUCCGUUGUGGGUCAAAUUGGUUACGUGGCGCUCGGAUGGUGUGACGACACCGCCAGGGUGCUAACAGUGAUCAGCGUCGUCUUUGUAACGUGGGCCUUCAUGUACUUGAAAAACGAUGGAAGCCCGGAUGUCCAGGCCAUCGCGCAGAGGUUGGCGGCGAUCACGGUCUCAAGUCUUAUGGGCGUUUGCUCGAACGAGUCUGGCACCGCAAAGACGUACUCAGGCCAGUACCACUCUUUGAGUGA